CAUCACCACAGCAGGGCGUGAGCAGAGCUAGCGGAGAGGCACGAAUGCGCACGUCUGCUGAGCAAAGUUGCGUGCGCGUCAACGGAUGAGCUCACAAAAAGCAACAGGUUUGAAAUGAAGUUGCGGUCAGAUGCUCCCCAGCAGUGACAGGAGGACACACAGGCGCUCUCUCGCUCGUGGAUUCGGAUUGCGACGCUAUUUAUUCACCCUUUGACAGGAGGUCUUGACAAUUCCCACGUUUUUAAAGUUUCGAGGAGCUUCUACGGAGUCAUGUGUGAUCUUUGCGAACACAAUGGACAUUCAGACAAGCAAGUUAAAAACAGAUGUCGACAACUGGUUGAUGUGAGACUCCACUGAAUGAUCACGGAAUCGACAUUUUGCUCAGUCUUUAAAGUAGUGGUUCUGUAAGGGGUUUUGGGAGAGCUGGAACAGUUUGGAAACACUUUCGGCUAUGGCAGCAGCGAGAUAUUACUUUUAAUUUACUUAAUCAACUUUAUCAUGGUAAUUCAACCAAACAUCUAUGUGGAUUACGCAACCAGAUUGCAGCAACACGUUUCCAAGACUGCGUUUGAUUAACUACACUCACUGAGGUGAAAGAAAGUGUGCAUUCCAGUUGGAGCUUUCUGGGGCAAACCACGGCACGUCGCCGGCAUGGUGCGCCUCCUGAACUGCCUCUUUCUGGGCUACCUGACAUGGAACCUCCGGAUAUCGGAUGCCCAGGGAGAGUAUUGCCACGGAUGGCUGGACGGACAUGGAAAUUACCACGAGGGCUUUCAGUGCCCCGAAGACUUUGACACGAUGGACGCAACUGUGUGCUGCGGGACAUGCUCGCUACGGUACUGCUGCGCUGCCGUGGACGCGCGCCUAGACCAGGGGAGCUGCACAAAUGACAGAGAAGUGGAGAACACCGAAUUCGCAGCCCAGCCCAUCUACGUGCCCUUCCUGAUGGUGGGCUCCAUCUUCGUGGCCUUCGUGGUGGUGGGCAGCCUGGUGGCCGUGUACUGCUGCACCUGCCUGCGGCCCAAGCAGCCCACGCAGCAGCCCAUCCGCUUCUCGCUGCGCAGCUGCCAGGGCGAGACCAUCCCCAUGAUCCUCACCACCAGCGCGCCGCCCAGCCUCAGCCUCCGCACGCCCUCGCGCCAGUCCAGCUCGGCCACCACCAGCUCCAGCUCGGCGGGCGGGGGCAGCGGCGGCACGGCCAGCAGCUCCCUGCGGAGGUUCUCGCUGGGCCGCGCCGAGCAGCAGGCCUCCAUGCAGGUGCAGAUGAACGUGCCCAUGCCCCAGCCUGCGCUGCCACCUCCGCCGCCACCUCCCUACAGCUCCCCGGCGGCGUGCCUACCCUCUGCCCACGUACACUCGCACUCGCACACACACACCUCCAUGCAGCUCCACCACCCCCACCCCCACCCCCACCCCUCCGCGCAGGCCUCCGGGUUCCUGCUGCCCCAGCAGUACUUCUUCACCCCCAUGCAGACUGAGCCCUUCGGGGCACCCAAGGGCUUUGCGGACUUCAGCCAAAGCUGACUGGUCCUGGACACCCUCUGAAUGAACAACCACGCCAUCAUUCACCUCCUGCAAGCUACAAACUCUCUUGAGUCUCUCUGUGUAGCCCCAAUGGAGGAGCCACAGGGUGUCUGUACUGUGUGUGUGUGUGUGUGUGUGUGUGUGUGUGUGUGUGUGUGUGUGUGUGUGUGUGUGUGUGUGUGUGUGUGUGUGUGUGUGUGUGUGUGUGUGUGUGUGUGUGUGUGUGUGUGUGCUGGGGGGAGGAGGAGGUAUGAACGUUCACAGAGGUGGUUGUUGGUUGUUGAGUCCCUACGGGGAGGGAGGCUGGGUCAGGCGAUGUUGCCUUUGGAGUGACUGCAUGGGACCCUAUCCACAGUGCUUCCCUGGAGAAAGACUGGAUGAGAAACACAGAAAUCGAAAAGAGAGAGUGAGAUUGUGAGACUAUCUGUGAAAGCUUUUUUAUCCAUUCGGAUACGGACACUACUCCCCCGUCGGAUGAAGGGAUCUCACUGUGAACCAAGCCAGAGGACAAAAAAAUGCACUUUCAUCAGCAGUCUUUGUUUCUUUUUGUUCUUUUCUUACAGAACUCCCACCCCUUCAUGACACGUUUAUCUUUAAUUGUUUUGUGAACCUUUGGUGAUUUCUUUUUUCUCCCCCAAGAAGUAAUUACAAGUUUCCAUUUCAAAGACUGAGCAGCAAGCAAGUUUGGGGAGUUUGCUUUGGACACGUUUAUAUUGUCGUAAGGCAUUAAAAAGGAAACCAGGGAUUUCUUUCUAAAAAAAAGUAUUUUUUUGACAAUCUCAAGGCUCUUCUAAAAGAAGGGGCUUAAAAUGAACUUUUAGUGUUUUUGUUGUAAAUGUCACAGAAUGAUGUUAGCUCUGUGUUGAAACGGACCAUGGUAUUUUUUCAUGCAUUACAUUACACAACCUCUUCAGGGCGCAAAUGGAUUAAGGGCUAAAGAUCAACAUCAGAUCCAUGUUUUUCAAGAAAAUGCAAUUGACAUUGACGUAUGGAAAAUAAAAAGUAAAACAGCCCAUUUAUGGAUAAAAAAGCAAGAUGAACUUGUGACACCACUUCUUAUAGUCUGUCAAAGUGAAAGAGUGGUUGAAUACCCACAAGGACCAUCAAAAUAUCUGUAGGGUCGCUACAGUAUGUUCAAAACAAUCCUCUUCGUAAAACUAUAGCACCAGAGCCGAAUCCAUCGGCACAACUUCUAUGACAUGCUCUCGUGUUCCGCAGAAGCAGCACUGGAGGAAUCUGUUUAGGUCAUUUUGUCCUUUAUUUCCUUUCCAGUAUCCUUUUAUAUAAUACUUCAUGUUUGUCAGUACUGACCGCUGUGGAUCUGGCCCAGGUGCACCACUGCCUGCUCGUUUGAAGACGUCUUAUUUACCAUGGAAUCCAUACAGCACCGUUGGGAUGCUAUGGGGGCAACCCUCCCCCACCCUCAGACACCUCAGUAACAACAAUCAAUGUCCUUGUCUUGUGUACAACAUUUCGAUAUUAAAAUAUGAAUACUAAAAAAAAAGGUUGACAUGAUUGUGUUUCGGCCAGUGUACUUUGACACAUUCCAUUGAAGUGCUUUAGGUACUUUGAUCCAAUCAAUUACUCAUAUGUUAAUUUUAAAUUUGGAUGGCAUCUAAAAAACCUAUAGGAGGCAGAUACGGCAAACUUCGGGAACUUUGGGAUAAGGCUGAUUUUCAGGCAACACUGUAAGCACAUGAUUUCAGGCUUCAGAUUCCAGAAGGUUAAGAUUUCAGACUACACGUUAUAAUAGAGAGCUGAAAUGUCACCUUUUUUUUACUCAAUUUACCAUAGAAUAUCAUUUCUACAACACAAAUGUUAACCAAAGCUUCUUUUAAUUCAGAAUGAACUGUCUCUGGUUUAACGAUACAGUAAAAGCAAUAGUAGAACACGAGGCCAAAGCAAUGACUGUAGGCUAUCCUCCACACUCAUUGGGCCAAAUCCUCA
Molecule: messenger RNA, 3471 nt
Organism: Engraulis encrasicolus (European anchovy)
Lineage: Eukaryota; Metazoa; Chordata; Actinopteri; Clupeiformes; Engraulidae
Gene: shisa3
Product: shisa family member 3
Exons: 4
Coding region: 652-1524 (290 amino acids)
Source: RefSeq, a predicted model, not a curated record